Molecule: messenger RNA, 687 nt
Organism: Elephantulus edwardii (Cape elephant shrew)
Lineage: Eukaryota; Metazoa; Chordata; Mammalia; Macroscelidea; Macroscelididae
Product: keratin-associated protein 1-3-like
Exons: 1
Coding region: 1-687 (228 amino acids)
Cellular component (GO): keratin filament
Source: RefSeq, a predicted model, not a curated record
AUGGCCUGCUGUCACACCAGUUUCUGUGGGUUCCCCAGCUGCUCUACCAGCGGGAACUGUGGUUCCAGCUGCUGCCAGCCAAGCUGCUGUGAGACCAGUUGCUGCCAGCCUACCCGCUGCCAAACCAGCUGCUGCCAGGCCCCCUGCUGCCACACCAGCUUCUGUGGGUUCCCCAGCUGCUCCACUGGGGCUACCUGUGGCUCCAGCUGCUGCCAGCCAAGCUGCUGUGAGACCAGCUCCUGCCAGCCCACCUGCUGCCAAACUAGCUGUUGUGGCACUGGCAGUGGCAUCGGCUGUGGCCAAGAGGGUGGUUCUGGAGGUGUGACCUGCCGUGUCAGGUGGUGCCGCCCAGACUGCAGAGUGGAGGGUACCUGCCUGCCCCCCUGUUGCGUGGUGAGCUGCACCCCCCCAACCUGCUGCCAGCUGCACCAUGCCCAGGCCUCCUGCUGCCGCCCAUCCUACUGUGGACAGUCCUGCUGCCGCCCUGCCUGCUGCUGCCAUUGCUGCCAGCCCACCUGCUCUGAGCCCUCCUGCGGCCAGCCCACCUGCUCUGAGCCCUCCUGCUGCCAACCCACCUGCUCCGAGCCCUCCUGCUGCCAACCAACCUGCUCCGAGCCCUCCUGCUGCCAACCCACCUGCUCCGAGCCCACUUGCUGCAAGCCCACCUGCUCUGAGCCCACGUCCUAA